ACUAUUAUCUAACUUUGCAUUUCAAGUUCAUUUAGAGAUGGAUUCAAUUUCAGUUCGCUUCUUCAUCAUAGGUUUACUGCUUUUGGCUGUAUCAGCACUCUCUGGAUCAAGUGCUGAAGUCUAUCGUGUAGGGGAUUCCAUAGGAUGGACAAACCAGAUUCCCAAUGUCAAGUACUACACUCGCUGGGCUGCUAGCAGGACAUUUUAUGUUGGUGACUACAUAGUUUUCGAUUUCGACGCAAGACUGAAUAAUCUGGUCGAAGUCAAUCUUACCAGUUUUAGAAACUGUGAUGGGUCGUCGGCUAUGAAUGUUUACGACACCUCUGGAAGUGUCAUUAUUCCUCUUACCGCUGUCAGUCACCUUUUCUUUAUAUCCAGUUUCCACUGCUGCUGUGGACAGAAAGUAGAUAUCAGGGUUCUUAGUGUACCAGCAAAUCCUCCACCUCCCAAAUCUCCAACCCAGCCCAAACCAAGACGAGAGGAAAAGCACGGCGAAGAGAAUAAAGACGACCACACCGUUAAGACGGCCCCCGGUUUCAUCAUAGCUUGUUCGGUUGUCUUCGCAGUCAUUGUUGGGUCUAUAUUUCUGGCUUUCAUAAUGUACCGGAUCCGCAGGGGUGAUCCGAUUCCCCCGAUCCCAUAUUCAGUUGCACCUUUAACAUCUGCAGUCAGAGUCAGGAUAGUUAAUGUUGCAGGCUAAUGUUGGUCAGGGUUUAAUGUUUUUAUUUAAUGGCCAAUGCUAUUCAUGGCUAAUGUUAGUACCCGUUGUUUAAAUAAUAAUAAUGCAAUCUAAUUUAAU
Molecule: messenger RNA, 799 nt
Organism: Papaver somniferum (opium poppy)
Lineage: Eukaryota; Viridiplantae; Streptophyta; Magnoliopsida; Ranunculales; Papaveraceae
Product: cucumber peeling cupredoxin-like
Exons: 2
Coding region: 38-700 (220 amino acids)
Cellular component (GO): plasma membrane
Molecular function (GO): electron transfer activity
Source: RefSeq, a predicted model, not a curated record